UUGUUUUUUUAUUUUAUAGUUUUGGACUUGUGAAUGCAGUUGAAAAGUGUUAUAUUUGUCAUUAUCCAUUAUUAUCUCGACAAUUCUAUAUCUUUCCAUGUCAGCAUGCUUUCCAUGCUGAAUGUAUGAUUCAAAGGAUAACACAAUUUUUACCUCCACGAUCACUUCGACGUUUAGCACAAUUGGAAGAAGCAUUACAUCCGUCUUCGCCAACAACAGCACCAUCAACAGGACUCACAAGCAGUAUAGCGAUGACUGGACCAGCUACGAAAUGGAUGCAUGCAGCAGCAGGUGCGAUCUUUUCAGGUGAUAGCACAACUGAUGUAAUAAUAGAUACCAAUCAUUCGGCGGAAGCAAUGAAGGAACAAUUGCAAGAAGAAAUGGAUAACAUUAUAGCUAGUGAAUGUGUACUUUGUGGUGAUACCAUGAUCAAAUCUAUUGAUCAACCUUUUGUGAAUGAUGAAGAAAUGGAUGCAAUGACUGAAUGGGCUAUUUAAUAAAAAAAAAUAUAUAUAUUUUUUUUUGAUAAAUAUGAA
Molecule: messenger RNA, 536 nt
Organism: Halteromyces radiatus
Lineage: Eukaryota; Fungi; Mucoromycota; Mucoromycetes; Mucorales; Cunninghamellaceae
Exons: 2
Coding region: 126-497 (123 amino acids)
Source: RefSeq, a predicted model, not a curated record